Messenger RNA from Aspergillus versicolor CBS 583.65, 1637 nucleotides. RefSeq lists its product as uncharacterized. The transcript has a single exon. The record is from RefSeq and is a predicted model, not a curated record. The coding region runs from base 258 to 1235 and encodes 325 amino acids. Gene Ontology annotation, molecular function: catalytic activity. Gene Ontology annotation, biological process: nucleoside metabolic process. NCBI's taxonomy places the organism in Eukaryota, Fungi, Ascomycota, Eurotiomycetes, Eurotiales, Aspergillaceae.
CUUCGACUGUCUGCGUCAGAGUCCCAACUGCCACAAUGACCCUCCAGCUUAGACUCGCCUGGAUUUCCUUCCAGGCGCUUGCAGGGCAGGCUUAAAUACGGUGCUUCCCUGGUGGUAUAUGGAUGGAUAUUCCAUAGACGCCGUCCUUUUCCUCCCUCAAUCAAUCGUUAUUUUGUUAGCUUUGCCUACUGGGCUUCUCUAUUUUACUUGGACAUUUCAAUUAAUUCUACUCUCACAACCUUUGUUAGUUGGUCAACAUGGCACCCAGGAUUCGUCAUACCCAUGAUGAAUAUACGGUGGCUUGGAUAUGUGUCAAGCCUGUGGAAAUGGCAGCUGCUCGGUGUAUGCUGGAUCAAAUCCACGAGAACUUGCCUGUCCAGCCGAAUGAUAGCAACUCAUAUAUACUUGGACGGAUUCGGGAACACAAUGUUGUGAUUGCAUGCUCACCCAGAGGCAAAGAUACCGCUAUUGAGGCGAGCUCUGUGGUCGUUAGGCUAUUGUCCAGCUUUCGCUCAGUUCGAUUCGGGCUCAUGGUUGGUACCGGAGGAGGUAUACCAAGCGGUGGUGCAGAUGUCCGCCUUGGAGAUAUUGUGGUCAGCAGGCCAACAGGCACGUAUGGAGGAGUCGUGCAAUGUGAUUACGGAGCAGUGUUAAGCAAUGGACACUUCGGUCGAAAGGGCGUGAUCGCUCCCCCGCCUCAAAUUCUUUUAACUGCACUGUCAAAAUUGCAGGCUCACCAAAUCAUUCAUACUGGUGAAUUCUUGAAUUUUUAUAGUGAGCUUGGGUGGACUGUUGACGAGGGACCCUCCGUCUUCGCACGGCCGUCUGGGGAUGAUCGCCUAUAUCAUUCUGAUUACCGCCACCUCGACACCAGAUCUCAAAGUUGCGCCAAGUGCGACAAAUCGAAGACCGUCUUUCGGGCGUCAAGAGACCAGGACACGCCCGUAGUGCACUAUGGGAUCGUGGCAUCUUCGGACCAUGUGGUGGAAAGCAGCGAAAUCCGAGAUAAAUUGGGUCGCGAAUUGGGCGCUUAUUGCGUGGAGACGAAGGCAGCAGGAGUCAUGGACAAUCUUCCCUGUAUAGUUAUCUGUGGUAUUUGCGAUUACGCAGACUCCCACAAAGAUGAUAAGUGGCAGGGAUAUGCAUCUGGAGUGGCAGCAGCAUACGCAAAGGAGUUGCUAAUUAACACCUCGGUUGUUCAAGCGGAUCAACGUGCAUCUAUCUUUCGCACAUAGGGUUCAUAGGCAUUUCCAAGCCGUCUUCAGGGGUUCAUCCUGUUCAUCCAAAAUACCACGUACUAUUAGAUCUCACUGCGGCCCCCAGCAGUUGAGGGCUCCCGAGAAUAUUAACUUCAGAAUCUGUGGCACAAUCUACGACCUUUUAAGUCAGACACCACGAAAAGUAGCAUUUAUCCAUGACCCUGGUGGUAACAAGAAAACAUAGCUAGCAACUAGGUUUGUGCGUAUUCACAAGAACUGCUCUCUUCUGGCUCGAUGGCAAAAGCCGCACGAAGCUCCUUCACUCGCUAAAUUCAGCCCCGUCCAGUAUAUCUGGUCGAGGUCAAAAUUUCAGUGCUGGAAAUAAAAGGGAACCUCAAAAUAAUUCCUCACGGGGUUUGUAGUUGCUAGCUUCUCGAG